Molecule: messenger RNA, 1279 nt
Organism: Saccostrea cuccullata (small rock oyster)
Lineage: Eukaryota; Metazoa; Mollusca; Bivalvia; Ostreida; Ostreidae
Exons: 6
Coding region: 221-1021 (266 amino acids)
Molecular function (GO): signaling receptor activity
Source: RefSeq, a predicted model, not a curated record
GUCUAUUGGUGCAUGAUUUUGUUACAUUUAUGUCAAAUAUUUACCAUCAAUAAAACUGUCAUCUAUAAAACCACAGAUAACCGAACAUGCAUCUAAACCCUAUGAAUGGUCAGAAUGUUGAUAAUUACACGACAUUGUGUAGACCUUGGUUUGGAAUUCCAAUGUAAGUAGUAACACCUGUACAAAAACCACAGAAAACACAGAACAUGGUCAGAACACGAUGAUCCACUGUCUUCUGACUUCUAAUGGAAGGGUAUUGUGGGCGCUACUGGCCUUAUACAGCGUUAUACCUGGAGUUAUUACAGUUUAUUUUAGCUGCCCGAGAAGUUGGGUGAGAUUUGGCGACAAGUGCUACUUCUUCAGCAACAAUCAAGCUUCCUGGGCAUCUUCAUCGUAUGUGUGUGCCGAGUUGGGAGGGACUCUGGCCCAUCUAGAGACGAAGGCAGAAAGUGAUUUCCUGGAGGGGAUUGUGUACAAUGAAGCCUACAUCGGGUGCCUCAAUGACGGACCCACUAGGCUCUUUGAUGGAGAUUUUCACUACAGUAAAGUAAUGACCAAUAAAUUGUGCAUACAAAAAUGCAGACAACAAUACUUCAAGUUUGCAGGAACACAGUAUUUUGGACAGUGUUUCUGUGGUAACACGACGUGGGACAAUUUUCGAAAUCAUGGCCAGUCCCCAGAGGAGGAAUGUAAACUGCCUUGUUAUGGAAACAAAAGGGAGAGCUGCGGAGGACAUUGGAAAUUAUCCGUAUAUUUAACAGGUGGCCGGAAGCACUGGGUAGGGGGAACAGAUAUGUUGGAGGAGGGGAGGUGGAUUUGGUUUCCAGGUAACACACCUUUGACGUACACUGACUGGCUCUCAGGUGAACCCGACAACCAGCUUCACUCUUCCUUAGAGAAAGAGCAUUGUAUAUCCUUGUCUCCAGGUGUGUACGGAUCGUACAAAUGGAGCGACGAAAUCUGCAGCAAACACUUGUUUUUUAUUUGUGAAAGAAGUGCAAUAAAGACACGCCAUCGUUGACAUUAUAUUUUGCUUUGUAAAAAUAAGGAACUUUGACUCAUAAAUAUUUGAUUGUCUCGUUACUCAUGAGCGUUUAAGAUCAGAUAGAUAAAUUUAAACCUCGGCAUAGUUAAGAACAAAACAAUGAUUAUUGAGGUAAUGUACUGAAUAUGCUGAAUAAUGAAAAUCAACUGUGUUUGUAAUGGGUAGAGAAUUUCAUCACAGUUAUUGCGACUUGACUCUUGACAACAAAAUUGUGCAAUAAAUUCUGAAUAAUGA